AUGCCAAACCAGGUCCUUCAUCUCCUAGACUUGCCGAACGAGAUACUGCUGAACAUCGCUCAUUGGUGCCAUAUUCAGCCUCGCGAGACCAAACGUGUGACUAGCCUGAUUCCUACGACUGAUUUUCGUAAGGAAGAUUGCUCCGUGAACGUAGGAGGAGGUCUAGACAGUCUUUCUCGUGUCAACAAGUGCCUUUGGAAUAUCCUAAGGCUUGUCGUUUUCUCACGAUUGAAUAUCAAGUGCGACGAAGACAAACUUGGUAUACACUUGACCACGCUUCUCCAAAAUGGGACCAUAUCGCAUUCUGCCCGAACCCUCUGCAUCGUGACCGAGAUUUCAAACAAUCCACGCACAAAGUACGCGGUGCAACACAGUAGCGAUGUGAGAGCUGAGUCGAAGGGUCGCAAAUGUGCGGUGUUGCCGAUAUCUGUCCUCGAAAUAAUUCCUGGUCUUAUCGACUUACGCGUCGACAUUGAAAUGUGCUUUACAGAGCCUUGGCUCUUAACCUACUUCCGACAAUGCGCAAUUCAAAUAAAUCUGCGGUUGGACCAGCUUGAGGGUCUGUUUCUCGGCAAAAGUACGUGGGUCGGUGCGACGAAUUCGGUUGAUGGAGACAUGUCGUUCCUGGUCUCAAUCUGUCCUAAUAUUGAGCGGGCAUCUUUGCCUUUCGUUCAGAGGAGACCACGUGUAGAAAACUUUGUUCCUUUCGGGAAUCUCAAGAAUCUAAAAGAUGUCCAAUUUGACAUGGGAGUCGAUCGGGUUUCUUAUUCGGGAGAGUGGAAUGAAAUCUCUGUGUUAGGUCAGUAUGUCAUUCCUCCUACAUUGAUUAUUGCUUCUAACUCGACAUCAGAAAUAACUGACAUCUUUCCGAGGUCGCACCGGCACUACCUCCCAGGCAAGUUCUUUUCUAAUGUCAGGUCGCUGGCCCUCAUAUUAGGACGACUUGCGAAACUGGAGUUUCUAGCUCUCACCAGUCCGAUUCUAGUGAACAUCGAAAGUAGAGAGGCAGCCGCUCGUUCGGAAGUCUUCGAGAACAACCCAGCAUGCCAAGCUACUGGCUGGCCGCGCAUCAUGCAAGUCAGCGGUUGA
This is a messenger RNA of Truncatella angustata, 1089 nucleotides long. RefSeq lists its product as uncharacterized. The record is from RefSeq and is a predicted model, not a curated record. The transcript has 2 exons. Lineage: Eukaryota; Fungi; Ascomycota; Sordariomycetes; Amphisphaeriales; Sporocadaceae. Bases 1 to 1089 code for a protein of 362 amino acids.